GCGCCAUUUUGGGCCUGUGCGAGGCGGGCGGCAGCGGCACCGGGUUCCAGCGGCGAGCGUUGCGCUGGGGGCUUCGCCCCGCCGCCGGGCCUCGGCGGGGAGGCGGGGCCGGCGGCCCGCCAUGGAGAGCGAGUACUACAGCGGGGACCAGUCAGAUGAUGGUGGAGCUACUCCAGUGCAAGACGAACGAGAUUCAGGAUCUGAUGUUGAAGAUGAAGGAAAUGAGCAGCAUUCUGGAUCUGAGAAUGGGAGUGUAGGGCACCAUUCAGAGAAUGAACACAGUGAUGGAGAAGAUGAUGGACAAAUAGGAGAGCCUCAUAUGACAGACUCUGAAAAUGAAGAUAUCCCAAGGCAAAAAGACAGUGACUCAGAUAAUGAGGAGCCUCCAAAUCACAAUGUAAGUGAUUCAGACAAUGAAGCAGCACAUGGAGGGAAAGACAGUGAUUCUGAUACUGAGGACCAUCCAAAUCAGCAUCUAAGUGACUCUGAGAAUGAAGAUGCCUUAAAUCAUCGAGCAAGUGACUCUGAAAAUGGAGAACCUCACAGGGAUCACAGUAGUGAUUUUGAGAAUGAGGAAUCACACAAGCAGCCGGCCAGCGACUCAGAGAGUGAGGAGCUCCACAAGCAGCCGGCCAGCGACUCAGAGAGCGAGGAGCUCCACAAGCAGCCAGCCAGUGACUCAGAGAGUGAGGAGCUCCGCAAACAGCCGCCUAGCGACUCGGAGAGCGAGGAUGUUUCCAGGCACAAACAAGAAAUAGAGUCUGAGGAUAGUGAUGGGGAGGACAGAAAGGAGGAAGUGCAGAAUGAUUCUCAUCAUUCAGAUAACGAACACAUGAGGGAAGGAUUUCAGGGCACUGACAGUGAAGAGGAAGCUCCUAAGAGACGAAAAAUAUCCGACAGUGAUGAAGAGGAGAAAGAGGAGGAGAAGACAGUGAAGAGAAAACCAGCUAUUCUUUCUGACAGUGAGGAUGACAAUGAGAAAACACCUGCUAAAAAAGUACGAAUUCUUUCUGAUGUCGAAGAAUCAGAUAGUGAUGCUGCUUCAGAGAAAUCUGACAAAAGGAAGAAAAAUAUUGUAUCAGACAGUGAGGAAGAAGAAGAAGAAAGUAAAGAAAAUGCUGGGAAGAAAAAAGAAGAGAAAGAUCUGUUUGGCAGCGACAGUGAAUCUGGAAAUGAACAAGAGAACCUGAUUGCAGAUAUAUUUGGAGAAUCCGGUGAUGAGGAAGAAGAGGAAUUUACAGGUUUUAACCAGGAAGAUUUGGAGGAAGAGAAAGGUGAUGCAGACAUGAAGGAGACGGCAGAUGAAUCAGACUCUGAUGAUAACAUCAAAAGAGGGAAGCAUAUGGACUUCAUGUCAGACUUUGACAUGAUGCUGCAACGAAAGAAGAGUAUGAGUGGCAAGCGUAGACGAAACCGUGAUGGUGGAACUUUUAUUAGUGACGCAGAUGAUGUCGUCAGUGCUAUGAUUGUGAAGAUGAAUGAAGCUGCUGAGGAGGAUCGACAGCUGAAUACACAAAAGAAACCAGCACUAAAGAAAUUAACUUUGCUUCCAACUGUAGUUAUGCAUCUUAAAAAGCAAGACCUGAAAGAAACUUUCAUUGAUAGUGGUGUUAUGUCUGCUAUCAAAGAGUGGCUUUCUCCUCUUCCAGACCGAAGUCUGCCAGCACUAAAGAUACGAGAGGAGCUUCUGAAGAUCCUGCAAGAGCUGCCCAGUGUGAGCCAAGAGACCCUGAAGCACAGUGGCAUUGGACGAGCUGUGAUGUACCUCUACAAACACCCCAAAGAGUCAAGACCUAACAAGGAUAUGGCAGGGAAACUAAUCAAUGAAUGGUCUCGACCCAUAUUUGGCCUUACCUCAAACUACAAAGGCAUGACAAGAGAAGAGAGGGAACAGAGAGAUUUGGAACAGAUGCCUCAGCGAAGGAGAUUGAGCAGCUCUGGUGGUCAGACUCCCCGCAGGGACUUGGAGAAAGUGUUAACUGGAGAGGAAAAGGCUCUUAGGCCCGGAGACCCCGGGUUCUGUGCCCGUGCAAGGGUGCCCAUGCCCUCCAACAAGGACUAUGUGGUCAGGCCAAAGUGGAAUGUGGAGAUGGAGUCCUCCAGGUUCCAGGGGACCUCUAAGAAAGGGGUGAGUCGACUGGACAAACAGAUGCGGAAAUUCACAGAUAUCAGGAAAAAAAGCAGAUCGGCCCAUGCAGUGAAAAUCAGCAUUGAGGGCAAUAAGAUGCCAUUGUGACCCUUCACAGAAUAUCCCAUGAUCUCUGCUGUAAGACAAUACACCCAUAGACUCUUUGGAGACCUUUAAAUUUUUUAACAACUCGUUCGGGGUUUUUUAGUGAAUCUUUUAAAUUGUUGGUUCAGGUUCUGGUAUAAGAUGUUGUCCAAGGACUGUGAAUAUGGGGACUUCUUUCUCCUGAUUGUAUUUAAACUUGCUCUAUUGUGUCCUUUGUACAGAUCACGUAUUUGUUGUAUUGCAACACUUUAGACAAUAAAACAUCUUCUCUUUUUU
Molecule: messenger RNA, 2509 nt
Organism: Tyto alba (common barn owl)
Lineage: Eukaryota; Metazoa; Chordata; Aves; Strigiformes; Tytonidae
Gene: IWS1
Product: interacts with SUPT6H, CTD assembly factor 1
Exons: 14
Coding region: 122-2236 (704 amino acids)
Biological process (GO): poly(A)+ mRNA export from nucleus
Cellular component (GO): nucleus
Source: RefSeq, a predicted model, not a curated record